AUGUCUCGCCUCGUCCUCCUUGCCGGCGCAGCCUCCCUGGCUGCUGCGUACGAAUUUGCCAUCCCGGCCAACCUCCUGGCGGGUGGCCAUGCGUUCGCCGCCAUCGACCCCAACUACCAGGCUUGCGGGACGGUCGGCGACGUCGUCUCGUACUGCGCGUCCAACCUGCCGGGCAAUGCCGCCGUGACCGACAGCGCCUCAUGCUACUGCUGCAACUACGCGACGUUCCUGGCGCCGGUCUACAGCAGCUGUGAGGACUACAUUUUGUCCUCGGCGCCCGGCUACACGGAGGACUAUUCAGUCGCUAGCAUCGCCCAGUCACUGUGCUUGGCCGUGAGCAAAGAGGGCUUCCGCUGCGGGGGCGUGGCCGCGACGACGACGCACCCCAGCACCGCUACCCGGACCGGCAGCGGCAACACCUUCCCGUCGUCCACGAGCUCGUUUUCGGGCGUCGUCCAGACCUUUGGCGGCAGCGCGACGGCCCAGCCGCCGGCCUGCACGUCCUUUGCGUCCCUGUUCGAGUCCUGCGACUCCAAGAUCCGCGGCUUCCAGACCAUGGACGACGCCCAGGCCGCCAGCUGCCUGUGCUACAUCAACGGCAAGUUCACGACGGCCCUCGACGACUACAUUAGCGAGUGCGGCGACUGGGCCAAGACGGCCGACCCGGCGGAGUACGAGUCCUACGUUGCCGUCGAGUCGUUUUGCGAGCUGUUCCAGGGCGGCAGCAGCAGCAACAGCGGCGCCAGCGCCACGGGUGGUGACGCGGCCACGUUUGGCGGUGCCGGCGGUUCGAGCGGCUCGGCGUCCAGUUCCACGCCCAACCCCAACAGCAACUCGUCGCCCACCACGACCAAGGCGCAGCAUACUGUGACGGUGACGCCGACGCCGACGGCGGCCAAGAACGCGGCUGCCGGGCCGGUGCAGGCGGUGCAAGCGGGCAGCGGUCUGGCGGCCUGGCUGGCCGUUGUGUUGCCGUUUGUCUUGUAG
Sporothrix schenckii 1099-18 is the source of this 987-nucleotide messenger RNA. RefSeq lists its product as uncharacterized. Bases 1 to 987 code for a protein of 328 amino acids. The transcript is spliced from 2 exons. NCBI's taxonomy places the organism in Eukaryota, Fungi, Ascomycota, Sordariomycetes, Ophiostomatales, Ophiostomataceae. The record is from RefSeq and is a predicted model, not a curated record.